CAAGUAAACAGCACAGACCACGUCCAAGAUGAUGAAACUGGUGGUGUUGUCCUGCCUGCUGGCCGCCGCGAGCGCCGGCAUCGUCGCUCCCCUCGCCUACGGCGCGAUCUUGGCGCCAGCUAACUACCGCGGCCCGUUGUCCCUGGCCCCUGGACAACCCGCCAGCAUUCUUGCCGCUGACGGUAGGCCCCUCGAUACACUGGACGUCAACUUGGACCGCUCCGCUCACUACACCGCUAAGGCCCUCAACGGCAUCCACCUUCUGAAGAAGCGCUCCAUUGUCGCCCCUGUCGUUGCACCCAUUGCCACCCCUGUCGUCGCACCCAUCGCCGCCCCAGUUGUUGCUGCGCCCGUCGCCCGCGUCGCUGCUCCACUUAUCAGCCACACUGUGCCUCUUACCUACGGCGCUAACAUCGCGCCUCUUGCGGUCGGCCACGCUGCCCUCACUCACGUUUUGUAGAUAUCAUGUGGAGCACCAUACAUCUAAAUGCAAAUAAACAUUUAAAUAA
Messenger RNA from Papilio machaon (common yellow swallowtail), 509 nucleotides. RefSeq lists its product as uncharacterized. The record is from RefSeq and is a predicted model, not a curated record. The transcript has a single exon. The coding region runs from base 29 to 460 and encodes 143 amino acids. NCBI's taxonomy places the organism in Eukaryota, Metazoa, Arthropoda, Insecta, Lepidoptera, Papilionidae.